Molecule: messenger RNA, 1018 nt
Organism: Bactrocera tryoni
Lineage: Eukaryota; Metazoa; Arthropoda; Insecta; Diptera; Tephritidae
Gene: Gtpx
Product: probable phospholipid hydroperoxide glutathione peroxidase
Exons: 4
Coding region: 106-942 (278 amino acids)
Biological process (GO): response to oxidative stress
Molecular function (GO): glutathione peroxidase activity
Source: RefSeq, a predicted model, not a curated record
CUGAUAGAACGAUGACAAGGCCAAACACCAUUGGGAGGAAAAACAUAUUUUUUGUGAUUUAAGCCGGUCGCAAUUUACUUCUUUAUUGUAGAUAAAAAUAUAGCAAUGUCCUUUAAUCAAUUGCUUAGGAUUGGUCAAUCAAUGGCUAAUAGCAGCGCCAUAUCUCUCAAGUUCAUACGCUCUGCAAUACCACAACUGCAACAACAACAAUUGCGUCAAGUGCAACGUUGUUACAGUCAGUUUAGUUUAAAUCCACCAACGAUAACAUCAUUUAAUACAAGCACUUUGCCAAAUAAUAAACGGCUAUGUGUAGUUUUGUUGCCGAUUUCUGGGGUUAGUUGCGCCGCUGCCUCACAACUUGCAAAAACCGAAAAUGCACCGUCAUCGUCUACCGGUGCUCUCCGUCCACAAGUCGAUGAUAUUGACAGCAACAACAUGUCAGGUCCAGAUCCUAAAACCGCCAAAACAAUUUACGAAUUCACCGUAAAAGACACGCAUGGUAAUGAAGUGUCCUUGGAAAAAUACAAGGGUAAUGUUGUAUUGGUCGUGAACAUCGCAUCGCAAUGUGGUUUGACCAAAAACAAUUAUGCAAAACUAACCACUUUGUUGGAGAAAUAUGAAGAAAAGGGUCUACGCAUUUUAAAUUUCCCCUGCAAUCAGUUCAACUCACAGAUGCCGGAAGCAGAUGGUGAAGCAAUGGUAUGCCACUUGCGUGAUGCCAAGGCUAAUAUUGGCGAUGUUUUUCAAAAGGUUGACGUAAAUGGCUCUGGUGCAGCCCCACUUUACCAAUUCUUGAAGCACAAGCAAACUGGCACACUCGGUAGCUCCAUUAAGUGGAAUUUCACCAAAUUCCUUGUAAACAAGGACGGUGUACCUGUGGACCGUUAUGCUCCCACAACGGAUCCAAUGGAUAUUGCAAAAGAUAUUGAAAAAUUACUCUAAGUUCAAGUCGAUUGUAUCGAAAAUAACCUUGAUUAUUAAUCAUACGCAACUUAUUUCAAAUAAGUAAAAAAAAUCA